Molecule: messenger RNA, 6745 nt
Organism: Clupea harengus (Atlantic herring)
Lineage: Eukaryota; Metazoa; Chordata; Actinopteri; Clupeiformes; Clupeidae
Source: RefSeq, a predicted model, not a curated record
UUCAGGUGUGGGUGUGUGCAUAAUUUUCAAUUAAUGAAUAAGGGUGUUUUAUGUGAACCCCAAACUUUGCAAGUCUUACGGUAAGCUUAGGCUAUAUAAAACCAAUAUCCGGUGUUUACCGACUUCACUCGAGCAUCUCCGAGAGCAGCGAGAAGCCGACGUAUUCUGAUUCUCUUCCAAAUGUUCAACCUCAGUGGUUAAGCACUUUCUUGGGGGGCGAGGUUGAGAGGGAACUGAAAAGGGAGGACUGAGAUAAAUCGUCUGGACUAUUCGCCCCUCUCGAAAUUCGGGAACAGUAGACAUCUAUAUCUAUACGGAGCCGCGAAUCAAUCAAGGAGGUUCUGAAGAUGGACUCCAUAAUCAGAAUACUGGUGUUAAGCAUGCUGGUCCACGCAGCUCACUCUGCACCAGUACCAGCUCAAGAGGAGUCAGUCGUGUUUUUUGGGGAGGACUUCCACAUUCUGCUCCCCCAGGGCUUGCCUGAUGUGGUGUUCCAUCCCACGGUGGGUGCGGCGCGUGGGGAGGUGGUCCUAAUGAAGGCCGGGGCGGUGCAGGGCCCGCGGGCCAAACUGAACCAGCCGCUUAGCCACUUCAUCCUGGAGAAUGUGGGCGAGAGUGACGAGGGGCUCUACACCGUCACGUCCCUGGACCCCGUGGACAACAGCACAGUCACUAAGUCCAUUACACUCAUUGUGAGAGACUGUUCUAAUGAGGAUAAUGUGAAGUUUGGAGAGAACUUCAAAAUUGCGCUUGCUGGUGUAACCGCCCCCAUCUCGGUCGAGUUCCGGCCCAUCGCCGUUGAGGCAAACCAGACGUCCCGACCAGCUCUGGUUCUCAUGAACCAGGAGGAGUACCAGGCAGGCUAUGAGAACCGCAUCAGCGUCACUGAAAGCGAGGUCACUCUUCAGAGUGUCAUAGGAGCUGAUGAGGGCUCUUACACCAUUCUGGAUGCUGAUGGGAAAAUUCAGAAGAAGGUGUGCCUAAAUGUUAAAGAGCUUCAGAUCUUUAAUACCGUGCCUUAUGGAGGCACUCUGAAGUUCAAACUGAUCCUGAACAGCUCCCAGGUGCGCCUGGUCUACAAAUCCCGGGUGAUCAUGGACAAGGGCGAGUUGGUGAUUCCAGAGGACCUGGGUCUGCAGGAUCGCUUCUCUGUGGACGGCCUUCUCUGUGUUCUGGAGAGUGUCAAGGGCAGUGACACUGGAGUGUUCCAGAUCACAGAUCUGGAUGGCUUCACCAUCGCUAAUGUCUACUUGGCAGUGGAAGCCUUUAAGCUGCCGCCACUGUUUGUGGCCAUCAUUGCCCUGAUAUCCCUGGUGGUGCUGCUGUUGCUUGUGUGUCUGCUUGCCUGUCUGUUGAAGAUACGCAAGCGAGCAGAUAAGUCCCGGGCCCUUGAAAAGCUUGCCAAGGAUGCAGGGAAUGAGGAGGGUGAUGCCUUCCGACAGGUGGUCAAAGAAGCCUGCAAACAGGUUGACGACACCACCGUUCAGUCCCUUAAGGAGGACAUCACAGAGAAGUCCCAGAGCACAGAGGUUAGCAUUAAGGGAUUGGAGGUGUCCUCGAAGGAAGUAACUGGCUUUGACAAGAACCUUGAGACCAGUGACUCCGGAGUUGGCUUCAACACCACUGCCCUUCCUUUGGACAGUGACACAGAGGCACCUUCUGCACCCAUCCAUGACUCUGAUGCCCUGAGCACCUCAGCUGCUACUGAAGCCAAGCCCGCCCCAACCUUAACACCCGAGCCCAAACCAGCUCCUCCACCAACACCUGAACCUAAAGCGUCUCCGCCACCCCAACCUAAACCAGCUGUAACCCCAACACCGGAGCCCAAAUCCUCCCCACCCCCUGAGCCCAAACCAGCUGUAACCCCAACUCCCGACCCUAAACCGGUUAUAAUACCAACUCCCGAACCGAAGUCAACCGCCCCUAAGUCUCCUGCACCCGAGCCCAAGGCAGUUCCAUCUGAGGCCAAGCCAACCUCUACUCCACCUCCUGAACCCAAGGUAGCCAUGACACCUCCUCCUGAGGCUAAACCAGCUGUUUCUCCAACCCCUAAAUCCCCAGCCCCUGAACCCAAGCCGAGUCCCACUGCAGCAAAACCUGCGGAUGAGAAACCAGUUGCUGCCCCACCUCCACCUGAAGUUAAACCUCCUGUAUCACCAUCUCCAGACCAUAAGCCAAUGACACCAGAGUCAAAACCUGCUGCAAGCCCUGAUCCAAAGCCUGCACUUACACCAGCUCCUGAGCCCAAGCCUGCCGUGACCCCAACCUUGGAGCCCAAAGCACCCACCCCAGACCCUAAACCAGCUUCAAGCCCAACACCUGACCCUAAGAUAGCUGUGUCACCAGCUGAAGACUCCAAACCCACCACCAAUGGCACACCUGAGCUAAAAUCCGAUAGUGGAUCCUCAGCUCCAGGACUGGAUCUCCUGGGCAGUGAAUCCCCCAAAAUCACCCCUCCAAAGAGUCCUGAGACGGGGAUAAGUCUGGUGAAAGCUCCCCCUCCGGCAGAUGUGAGCUCUGAUGGAGAUGCUGCACCAGUGACCAAUGACAGCGCACCGUCAGCCACUGAGGAGGCCGCCACCACCUGAGGAAAAACAGGCUUUCACUAUCCCCUCCUUAGGAACGCUAUCCUGUCCUGAAUACCCAUUUAUGACUUAAGACAAUCCAAACACUCUACUAAAUGACAACGCCAUCAUCACAGAUCCUGGGGAAGGGACUUUUCAACACAUAUAAACACUUUUGUGCUUAACCAACGUAGCUCAUGUCUCACCUAUUACUCACUCAGAGGGAAAAUAUUACUUCAUCUCCCGGUACUUAUGCAUCAAGUUACACAAACGCUGACACCAUAGUGACCAUCUUUCUUUUUUUGUUGAUAUUGCUGGAAGAUACAACAAUUUCCUGCCAACCCAUCCCCUCCACCUUGGGGAACAGCCUAUAUGCAUGCACAUAACUUCUCAUUGGAACUGGGGCACAGGACAUCACUGAUAGUCUAGAGUAAUACAGUGCAGAGCCUAUUGUUCAUAUGUGGGACAAGAAUGAUUAAUUAUACUCCUUCACUCAUUGACCUAAGUUAAUGACACCAGUAAUGGUCUCAAUGGCUCACUGAUCAAGAGAAUGAAAAGGAUACAUCAUCUCUAUAAGGCCAGGAGACCUACAGCAACCACACCCAAGAUUCACAAGUGGACUUCAGAAACAGGGGCAAGCAUGGCUGUUCAAGUUUAUAGCAUCUGCAUGACCGGAAAUCCCCUUAUCAGGACCACUCUGUGUCUUAUCAUCCUCUCUGGCUGGACCGCCAACAGACUGAACUAACAACUGGAACAUUCCGUGUGAAUCUGAGAUCCUGGUCGUUCAGCAUUGAGACCAAACCCUCUCAGAUGCAUCAGAAGCACCCAAAGAUGAGAGAGCCUCAACCUUCCUCUCAGCUUUGAUAUUUACUCUACAUGGCCUUUUGAUUUCCUGCUAUACAUCUCUUAGCUGUGUACUAGUUCCUACCAGCAACCAUAUAAAUUGGAUUUUUGCCCAUAUAUGCAUGCAUAGAAAUCCACAGUGCUCUCAGAGCGAAGACCAGCAGUUAUAUAGAGAAUUCAAAGAAAAAGCUUUUUUUCUUAAUGUCACUCCGGAGGAUGCGGUGAGUAAAGAAAUUGAUUUGUAUAGGAAUGGCUCCAAAACGCCCCCUGUUCUAAAAGGACAUUGUAUGUUACAUCCUCUAACUCCAAGGUGUACACCCAUAAGGAAUAAUGUAUUCUCUCAUAUGUACAGUCACGUUUGGUCAGAUUCAGAUCACAAAGAAUGUUAAAGAAUGUUUUAUUAUUCAUGAUGGAAAUCAAUGCCUGCUGCAAUCGCAUAGUCAUUUGGAAACCCUGACACCUAGUCUAUCGUAUGUUGUUGCCUAUAGCCUGAAAGGGACUUUACACAUGGUGUUUACACAUGGUGAUAAUGUAACAGUGACAGUAUUAUUAAUGUAAUUAAUUAAUUAAUUGUUCUUGAAUCUUCGUCAUGUAAAGUUCUAUGUGAAAAUCCACUGCUAUGGAUGACCAGAAGAAGGAUGAUCAGCUGACAGAAAUGUCAACCUCUCAUGGCGUGUCCUGGUUAUGUUGCUGAUAAAUUCUCCUGGAACCAGUCAUGACAGGUGCCUGGUGAUUUGGCCGACUCCCUUCUCUGCUGAAGCGCUGGGGUCAGAGGAAGUUUACAGGUAGUCUUCUACCAGAGGAGUAAAGCCUCUCAUUCACGUCUCAAGCCGAGAUCAAGCGAGUCCAGCUAAGUAUCUGUGCAGAAAAAAGCACAAAAUUUAAGAAACUGUCAAUCAAUUAAAACGAUCCAGAGAGCCCAAAACAUAAUGCUACAGAUAUACUCUGUGAAUUUGUGAACUGCCUACUUUUUACCUUUAUAUUCACAGUUUUAAUAUGAGCAUCCAAAAUCAAAAUCAAUUUAAACCCAAAGCCAUAAAACAUCUCUAAACAGCAUGCAUUAUAAUGUAGAUAAAAUGUCAAAGAAUCACAGUGUUUAUAGUGCCUGUUACAGGUUUUGUAUUAUCACUGGUAUGUACAUGACAUAUUAUGGAGACAGAUUAUGUAAGGAGAUAUCACACUUUACAUCUACAGAAAUGAACUCAUGUAGGCAUAGGUAAAUCCCAGAAAAAUAUCCUAUUAUUAUAUGAGAGAGAGAGAAAUGUGGAGAGAGGGAACCGCUCAGCCCAUGGUGUCUGUGCCCUGGGACAUAGUUGGUGAAUAGGAAAAUCUUCAGUGUUAUCGUUUCCCAUUUAAGCAAUACAAAAUGUAGUGAUUGUAUAGACCCACUCUCUCACACACACACACACACACACACACACACACACACACACACACACACACACACACACACACACACACACACACACACACACACACACAAAUAAAACACUGGUGUAUUCCUCUUUAUUGUAUAUAUUGCAUGUGUAUAGCUAAUGUGGUUCCGUCACUCAAAAGAUGAUUGUGUUUGCUGUAUGAAAUGGUCGUAGUCUUUUACAAUUUGACAGAAGUCCCCCAAAAGUUGACUCGACCCUGUGAUUACUUCACUUGUAUGCUUACUGAUGUAAAAAACUGGUGGAAGUGACAGUAAUGCACACAUUCUUUCCUUCACUAAACAGCAACAACAGCAACUGUGUGAUGUUAAAGACAACAGCCCAAUUAUAAGUUGGUUGUUUAUUAGUCAGUAGAUGCUAGUGUUUAUUUGUGUAAUUGUCACCACAAUUGCAGAUUGUACACCCACCUAUUGAAAGUCCUAUCGGGUCCUAGUCGUUCUAUAGUCACCACAGAAAUGCAUCCAAAAUGGCAGUUUAGAACACCGCAUGAGCACAACAUGGCCACCUUAACAACAGUUGUGCUGUUACAGUUUCAGUAUUUGUGCCCUUGCGUAAAGUGUGUGCUGUCGGAUUGGUGUGUGUUCCCAGGACAAGAAGUGCUCACCAUAUGGCUUAUGUGUACUGUAUGUCUGUGCGUGCAUUUUCAGUAUGUGCCUGUUGGUUGACUGUAUGCUUGUAUUUGUCUGUGUUGGAUAAUGUGUGUGUAUGUACAGUAUGUAUGUACCAGUGUGUGUUUACAGUGAAAAUCUGCUGUGGAAAUGUAGGCGAUGUGUGUUUACUACUAUCAGCUUUACAUCACAACCCAUCUUCUUGGAGGUAGUGUGUCCCCGUGUCCUUGAUAACCAUCUGAAAUGACCCCCAGCGAGAUCAUCUGACACUUGUUUCCUUGAAAUGAGACUGGGAACUUUUACGUCGAGAUUAACAUAUAUUGGCGGUUAACUGUUAAGAAUAUGGUUUACAUCAUGAAUGACCCAAAAAGUGUGACUUCUAAAGCAAUCGCUGCCGUUUAUAAACACUCCCAAGGUGCUCUGGAGGAUAUAUACGUUAACGCUACUUUGUCUAUAAAAAGAAUACAUUCGGCAGGCUUCUUCUGUAAAUGCAUUCAAAGCUAUUUUAUGCAUAGUUGUGUAGAGUGUAAAUGCCAUUGAAAUGUUUGAGAACUGUAGGCUGAAAUUAUUGCUUGCUUCAGUGUGGCAAUGUUAAGUGAGAUAGCUUGUGACUCAUCAUGAACGUUCAGUUAUCACAGAGAAAUGGCUAUGUUAUGAGUGACUCAGUACUGGGCAUCAGUCCUGACUGUAACUGUAAAUGGUUGGUGUAGGUGUGGGGGGGGGGGAUCCUAUGAGUGUUUGAAAAUGAACUGAGGGCUGUGUCUGUCAUAAUCACUCUAUAUGUUCAAGGGUUUAAGCCAAGGCUGCCCAUACUCAGUAAUGGGUGCUUCUGUGAGUGUAAUGAGCCAUUUGAAGUCAUUCACUGAUGUGAAUGAGACUCAUUUCAGCCAUGUGCUGGGAUGAUAUGGAAUAGAAUUGUAAGAAUUUGAGUUUUUGGAAAUAUAUAUGGAAAUAUAUCAAGAGUAGUGGCAGUCUUGUUUUAAGCUCUGGAACCUCUGAUUGGCUCCACUCUGGGCUUGGUUUGAUACUAUCCCACACCUGCAUGAGGUCGUCUCUGGCAUUUGUUUUGCACUUCUCUGUAUGAACAAUCUCAGAACCUCCCACCGCCCUUGACCCCCCCGCCCCCACCUCCCGUUGCCGUCUCAACUUCUGUGUCGUUUUACAGUUUGCUGAUCUCUGUACUCUCCUUUUUGCACAACGCAACAAACACUUAGACGUUUUAUAAAGAAAAGAUUGUUUUCUUUAUGUCAUGUCUAAAAAUAAUAAUAAAAGUGCGCAACUGAAUUUUGAAAACAAA